Leucoraja erinaceus (little skate) is the source of this 5438-nucleotide messenger RNA. Its product is annotated as E3 ubiquitin-protein ligase TRIM56-like. Gene Ontology annotation, biological process: positive regulation of DNA-templated transcription. The transcript has 2 exons. The coding region runs from base 132 to 2063 and encodes 643 amino acids. Gene Ontology annotation, cellular component: chromatin; nucleoplasm. Gene Ontology annotation, molecular function: ubiquitin-protein transferase activity; zinc ion binding. The record is from RefSeq and is a predicted model, not a curated record. Lineage: Eukaryota; Metazoa; Chordata; Chondrichthyes; Rajiformes; Rajidae.
GUUUGAACGCGGCCGCGCGCCGGCGCAGUGCGGGCCCCGCCAGCCGCGCCUGCGCAGUUGGGGAGAGGGUUGCCCGCCCGGGACCGCCAUUUUCGCUGAGGAUUGCCUCGUGCACAGGUUGUGUCCACAUCAUGACCAAGUCGGGGGAUAUUACGGAUCAGAUACAAAACGAUCUAUUAAACUGCAAGAUCUGCCUCAGUUGGUUCACACAGCCCAAGAUGCUGCCUUGUGCUCACACCUACUGCCAGGGGUGCCUGGAGAAGAUGGUUAGGCCAGACCAGAAGGUUCAGUGCCCGGAGUGCAGGGAAGAGUUUGACGUUGGUGGUGGCAUCAGCAAACUCAAGACCAACUUUUACAUUAACAGUCUGAUGGAUAUCUUCAAGAGCAAGGAGAACGAGAAGAUGGUCUGCAGUUGGUGCGCGACAGCUGGUCUCAGUGAGAUUGCCGCCAUGGCUCGGUGUAAAACCUGCCUCAAAUGCUUCUGCCCGCCUUGCAAGCUCACCCAUGGGACUGCCAACCCACGCCACGUGCUGGAGGAUCUGCCCGGUCACGUCGCCGGCCCUUGCGAGGCAGAGACAAAGAUGCAGAAGAUGAUCUACUGCCAGGGCCACCCAGGAAACCUGGUGGACCAUCUCUGCAACACCUGCAACAGCGUGAUCUGCAGCAGUUGUUCCUCGCACGCCCACGACAAGCACUUGAAGGUGUCCCUGGCCAACGCAGGGACCACAGAGAAACCCACGGUGAUGAAUCUCAUGGAGAGACUGAAGACUGACACGCAGUCGCUGGUCCAACAAGAAGACGACAUCAUCCAGGAAAUGGGGGGGAUGAAGGCGACGGAAAGAUCUCUGAUGUCUAUGAUAGAGUCCACCCUGGCCGAGGUCAUAAACAACUUGAUAAAACAGGGCGACACCAUCAAGGACACGCUCUCCAAUUACGUCAGGGAGCAGGAAGAGUUGUACAAGGUCGCACGAGACGAUCUGCAGCUCAAGAUCAAGAAGGCGAAGGACACCAGGGAAUUUUCCCAGGGGGUCCUGGAUUCCGGUAAAAUGAGGGAAAUAGUCUGCCUGCGGUCCAUCGUGGAAGACCAGAUCGAUGGACUCCAAGCACCGAGGGUCCCGGAUGACAAGAAGACCCGCCCCAGCCUGACCGUCAACGAGUCGCUCAAGAGCAUACUGUCUCACUCCAACCUUUUCAGCGUCACCUUUGGCAAAGACCCAGCCCCCAAGAGCCCGUCGGCCUUCGCGCCACUUCCCCAACUUAAGCAGAGGGCGUGGAAUCUACAUUGCUUCGAAACGGAGCUGGGUGGUGACGUGUGUGAUCCGAAGCUGACUGGCGUCAGCAUCUCCAGCAACGGCAUAAUUGUGGUGGCGGACGAGGACAAUUCCCUUCUGAAAUGCUUCACCAACUACGGGCACCUCACUGCGACCAUCUCACUGCCGGAUGAUGAUGAUAAACCAUGCAGUGUUGCCAUCUUUGAUGACACCAUCGUCUGCUCGUCUCGGAACCAGCUGUACAUGUUGGACAUGGACGGGACUUUGCUGAGGAAGCUUUUCCUUCGCGGCUCCGAGUCCGUCUACCACAUUGCCGCCUACAGGGAUGAAUACGUGGCUGUGAGUGAGGGGUCCAUGUGCUCCCUCUCCCUGUACGACAUCAACGGGCAGGUGGUUGACAGAGUGCAGCCGUACGGCUAUGAGGGGGGGCGCUUCCUCUUCCUCGCCAUCAACAGCGAAGAGCGGUUCAUCGUGGCCGACUGCGGCACAAAGUGCAUCCUGAUCUUCGACAGAGAUGGCUGCGUCUUGGCCAACUGGGACCAGGUCACCAUGAACGGAGUGGGCCGGGCGUUCUAUCCCUACAGCAUCUGCACGGAUGAAGCCGAUAACAUUCUGGUCACCGAGCGGAACCGGAUCCUCUUGUUUUGGCCCGAUGGAGACUUCAGGGAGGAGCUGCUGACCACUGCCAACGGCCUUCACAAACCACGCGUAAUCACCAUCGACAAUUGCAACAACCUGGUCGUCACCCAAGGCAACGGGUUCAUCACCGUGUACCAGCUGGACCUCUCUUAGUGCAUCGGUGACAGGAGCACUACUAGGCCAAUCAGCCCAUCGUCCACUCCGCCCUUUGAUCUCUCAUUCACUCCCAACCCCCUUCUAACCUCUCCCCAUCACCCCAGACAUCGGUACUAAACAGGAAUCUACAGUGUCUGUCUCUGCCUUGAAAAUAACAUUUGACGUAGCCUCCUGCCUCCUGUGCUGCAGCGGGUAUGGAGUUUGCACGUUCUUCCUGCGACCGCGAGGAUUUCUUCCCACAUCCCAAAGACGUGCGGGUUUGAGGGUUAAUCGGCCCUCUGUAGAUCGCCCCUAGUGUCGGGAGUGGAUGAGAAUUUGGGAUAACAUAGAACUAGUGUGAACAUGUGAUCGAUGGUCAACGUGGACUCAGUGCUUUCAGUGACAUGGGCAGGCAUGUGGAUAUGCUGGAAAUUGAGGGAUAUGGACCAUGUACAGGUAGAUUAGAUAUAUAGACCAUGUACAGGUAGAUUAGUAUAUUUUGGCAUUAUAUAUUUCGGCCAUCAACCCUGCCUUCCAUGGCAAUGAAUUCCACAGAUUUGCCACCCUCUGACUAAAGAAAUUCAUCCUCAUCUCCUUCCUUUUAUUUGGAGGCUGUGGGCUCUGCUCCUUGAUACUCCCACUAGUGGAAACAUCCACUCUGUCCAGGCCUUUCACUAUUUGGAAAGUUUCAAUGAAGUCCCCCCCCGUCCCACCCACGUCAUUCUAAACUCCAGCGAGCACAGGCUCAUUGCCAUCAGACGCUCAUCAUACGUGAACCCACUCAUUUCUGGGAUUAUUCUUGUAAUCCUCCUCUGGACCCUCCAACGCCUCCACAUCCCUCCUUGGAUGUGGGGUACAGAACUGCUCACAAUAAUCCAAAUGCGGCCCGACCCGCGCCUUCUAGAGCCUCGGCAUUACCUAGUCAGUAACUGUGCUAUGUUGGGGAACGGUCCUUGACAUCCAGGCUGUAUUCUGACUCUUGACUCUAGCAGUCUACCUGUGCACAGGAUAUUUUUACGGCAGGUUUUAAGAUAGACAGUUCUCGAGUAGUACGGGUGUCGAGAAAGCAGGAGAAUGGGGAUGAGAGGGAGUAGACUCGAUGGGCAGAAUAGCCUAAUUCUGCUCCAGCGCAGCGAUAAACUGAGGGUGCUGCCUAUGCGGAAUUUGCACCAUCUCCCUGUGACCGCGUGGGUUUUCUCCGGGUGUUUCCUCCCAUAUGCCAAAGAUGUGACGUACGGGUUUGUGGGCUAAUUGGCUGCUGUAUAUUGCCCCUAGAGUGUGGGACAUAGAACUAGUAUCGACGCGGUCUCGGUGGAAUGAUGGACCUGUUUCCUUGCUGUAUCUCUAAACUUUAAACAUUCCAGCAAUCCAGUUUUUGUAAUUAGUUUAAAAUCAGCUUAAAACUGCAUUUCUCCUGUGUUUUUGAUGGCGGUGGCUAUCUCCUUACUCUUCGCCAUCCCACCAUUGUACUAAAGAGCUGAGGGUUCACCGCAGGUAGUUUGGCGUUCACCAUGGGAUUGCUGGAGAGAUCAUUCAUAGGCAUUAUUCGUCCACUUAGGAUUCCUGAGGACCAACAUUACCAACAAUAAUGAUAACACGGUUAAAAGAUGUAAAUCAUUUAAUAAGCAUUGUAAAGAGAUGUAGAGCAGCUGCCUCACAGUGCCAGAGACCCGGGUUCGAUCCCAAUGACGGGUGCUGCCUAUGCGGAGUUUGUACGUUCUCCCUGUGACCGCGUGGGUUUUCCCAGGGUGCUCCGGUUUCCUCCCACAUUCCAAAGACGUGUAGGUUUGUCGGUUAAUCUGCUUUUGUGAAUUGCCUCCAGUGUGUAGGAUGCGAAACUGGGAUAACAUUGAACUAUAGGGGACUUGAUGGACUGAAGGGCCUGUUUGCACACUGUAUCUCUAAACUAAACGCAAUAUUAGCGAUUAUUGACCGUCUUGGUUAAAGUCCACAUUGCACUAUGAUUAAGUCUCAACCCGAAAAGUCACCAAUUCCUUUUCUCCAGAGAUGUUGUCUGACCCGCUGUUACUCCAGCUUUUUGUGUGUCUCUCUUUGAUAUUUGAUUAGUUCUCAAGCAUGGCAGUUACCGAUUAAUCUAAUCAUAUUUGUGAUUUAUGUUUAUAGUGUGAGUACAAGAGCUUAUCAAAAUGUUGUUUUCAUACAAGCUAAAAAAAACUAAUCAUUCCAUUCGAUCCAAUCUCUCGUUUGCCUCAAUGUGCUCUUUCGUUGCUGUAAUUAAAAAAAUAAAUAGUCUUUUAUAAAGUUCGUUAACAUCAGUGUGUUUCCUGUGAGUUUGUAUAGAGUGGUGACAUUUCUACACUGGCUGUGUCCAUCUGCCUCGGGCUGCUACAUUUGGUCAAAAGCAUCUUCAAGUAACAUUGGGCAGAAUCGUUACUCUUCAGACAACAUUUCUGGAGGACAUGGAUGGCUGAUCUCUGGGUCAGGCAACAUCUCUGCAAAAUCGUUAACUGGAAAAGGUGCUGAGGUCGUACGAGGACGUUACCAGGACUCGAGGUGCCUGAGCUACAGGGAGACGUUGGACAGGCUCGGACUUUAUUACCUGGAGCACUAGAGGAUGAGGGGUGAUCUUAUAAGAGGUGUACAAAAUCAUGAGAGGAAUGGAUCUGGUAGACGCACAGGGUCUCUUGCCCAGAGUAUGGGGGGAAUUGAGGACCAAGGGGCAUAGGUUUAAGGUGAAUGGAAAAUUAUUUAAUAGGAAUCCGAGGGGUUACUUUUUCACACAAAGGGUUGUGGUUGUAUGGAACGAGCUGCUGGAGGAGGUAGUUGAGGCAGGGACUUUCCCACCGUUUAAGAAACAGUUAGUUAUAUGGAUAGGUACACAAAAAUGCUGGAGAAACUCAGCGGGUGCAGCAGCAUCUAUGGAGCGAAGGAAAUAAGCCACGUUUUGGGCUGAACCCCUUCUUCAGUUAUAUGGAUAGGACAGGUUUGGAGGGAUAUUAACGAGUGAAGUGGGGGCAUGUUGACCGGUGUGGGCAAGUUGGGCCGAAGGACCUGUUUCCACGGUGUAUCACUGACUCAUUACAAGCAGCCAAAGACAUCCCACCCCUUAUUCUCAAGGACCAAAGUCAUGAUGCAGCUCUUUGGUCAGGCCGCAUUAGGAGUACUGCGUGCAAUUCUGGAAGUGAAGGCUUUGGAGAUGGUGCAGAGGAGGUUUUCCAGAAGGCUGUCUGGAUUAGAGGACUUCAGCUACAGGGUGAGGUUGGACAGACUUGCAUUGUUUUCUCUGGAACGCAGAUAGUGUGGGGAGACUUGAUAGAAGUUAGAAAAAUUCUGAGAGGCACAGAUAGGGGAGACAGUCAGUACCUUUUUUUCCCAGGGUAGAAAUGGCUAACACUUGAGAGCAGAGAGGGAGUUUAAUGGGGAUGUGUGGGG